CUUCGCGGGCGGAAGGCGGCCGGCCGGAAGCGGGCGGCGGGAGGCGGGAGCCCGCAGGAGCAGGCCCGGAGCUGCUGGGCCCGAGCGGCGGCGCCGCCAUGUCCGACAGCGAGAAGCUCAACCUGGACUCCAUCAUCGGGCGCCUGCUGGAAGUGCAGGGCUCGCGGCCCGGCAAGAACGUCCAGCUCACGGAGAAUGAGAUCCGCGGGCUGUGCCUCAAGUCCCGGGAGAUCUUCCUGAGCCAGCCCAUCCUGCUGGAGCUCGAGGCCCCGCUCAAGAUCUGCGGCGACAUCCACGGCCAGUACUACGACCUCCUGCGGCUCUUCGAGUACGGGGGCUUCCCGCCCGAGAGCAAUUACCUCUUCCUGGGCGACUACGUGGACCGGGGCAAGCAGUCGCUGGAGACCAUCUGCCUGCUGCUGGCCUACAAGAUCAAGUACCCCGAGAACUUCUUCUUGCUGCGGGGCAACCACGAGUGCGCCAGCAUCAACCGCAUCUAUGGCUUCUACGACGAGUGCAAGAGGCGCUACAACAUCAAGCUGUGGAAGACCUUCACCGACUGCUUCAACUGCCUGCCCAUCGCCGCCAUCGUGGAUGAGAAGAUUUUCUGCUGCCAUGGAGGCCUGUCCCCAGACCUGCAGUCCAUGGAGCAGAUCCGGCGCAUCAUGAGGCCGACGGAUGUGCCCGACCAGGGGCUGUUGUGUGACCUGCUGUGGUCGGACCCCGACAAGGACGUGCAGGGUUGGGGCGAGAACGACCGCGGCGUCUCCUUCACCUUCGGGGCUGAGGUGGUGGCCAAGUUCUUGCACAAGCACGACCUAGACCUCAUCUGCAGGGCACACCAGGUGGUCGAGGACGGCUACGAGUUCUUUGCCAAGCGGCAGCUGGUGACACUCUUCUCAGCUCCCAACUACUGUGGCGAGUUCGACAAUGCAGGAGCGAUGAUGAGCGUGGACGAGACGCUCAUGUGCUCCUUCCAGAUUCUCAAGCCAGCCGACAAGAACAAGGGAAAGUACGGGCAGUUCAGCGGCCUGAAUCCCGGGGGCCGGCCCAUCACCCCACCCCGCAACUCAGCCAAAGCCAAGAAAUAGCCAGGAGAGCCUAUGGCCACCCUCAGCCCGUGGCCGGGUGUGCAGAGUCGGGGCCUGGGGAGCCCGCCAGGCACGGAGCCCGGAGCCCUGCUGGAGUUUUUUUUCUUUUUUUAAUGAGUCCAUAGCAGCGCCAGUCCCUCCCCCGGCACCCUCUGCCUUCGUGUGCGGCUGGUCAGCGGCAAGGGCAGAAGGGCCAGCCCGGGGCCGGCAGCUGGAUCCAGGGCAGCACAUCUGGUCUCUGAAUAAAGGUCAAAGCUGGAUUCUU
This is a messenger RNA of Suncus etruscus (white-toothed pygmy shrew), 1356 nucleotides long. RefSeq names its product protein phosphatase 1 catalytic subunit alpha (gene PPP1CA). Bases 99 to 1091 code for a protein of 330 amino acids. The transcript is spliced from 7 exons. The record is from RefSeq and is a predicted model, not a curated record. Gene Ontology annotation, molecular function: protein serine/threonine phosphatase activity. Gene Ontology annotation, cellular component: nucleus; cytoplasm. NCBI's taxonomy places the organism in Eukaryota, Metazoa, Chordata, Mammalia, Eulipotyphla, Soricidae.